Molecule: messenger RNA, 1004 nt
Organism: Closterium sp. NIES-67
Lineage: Eukaryota; Viridiplantae; Streptophyta; Zygnematophyceae; Desmidiales; Closteriaceae
Source: the annotation of a GenBank genome assembly
CAGUCGCUGCUGUCCUGCUCGCCACGCCGCGUGUCGAGCAUCCCGCUCCCCUGCUGUCAGGACCCCAAGCCGCCUUGCAUGGCGUUGCAAUUCAAGAUUUACCGGUUCAUGCUCUAAAGGCUUCUCACUGAGCUUUUGAAGGCCUUCGAUUUCUUUCUUGCAUUUGCGCACUACGGCGUUCCUAGAAUAUUCUUCCCUUGCUGCAGCAAUCAAAUAUGGGCACUCAGCGCAGCGUGAAGGUGGCGGUGGCAGUGGACGGCAGCGAGAACAGCAUGCACGCGCUGCGGGAGGCGGUGCGGCUCUUCGCGGCGUCGGCCAAGGAGAUCCACAUCAUGCACGCGCACAAGUCGCCCAAUGAGUUCCGCACGGAUUCGCUGUUCUCGUGGUCGGAGUGGUACCAGCGCAUGGAGCACGAGCGCCACGCCAAGGCACAGCAGCUGCUGGAGCGAUGCACUCAAGUGGUGAAGGAGGAGGGCAGGAAGCGGGGGCUGGGCGAGGGCGUGGCGGUGAGCGGCGUGGACCUCAAGGGCGACCCGCGGGACGUGCUGGCCAGCCAUGUGCAGAGCGUCGGCGCGGACCUCAUUGUCAUGGGGACACGUGGCAUGAGCAUGCUCAAACGCAUGGCCCUUGGGAGCGUGAGCACGCACUGCGUGCACCAUGCUCCGUGUCCAGUGCUAAUUGUCCCACUGAAACCAGAGAAUGCUCUCGAGUCACUAGCGCAUAAAGCAGAUGUAACCCCAGCUGCAACGUCAGAACUGGAGCAUUGUCGGCUGUCGGAGGCGCUUGAAGGGUGAAUUCGGUGGGCUGUCUUCUUGCUUGGGUCACCAUCUUGUGUGGGUUUUUAAAACGCGGUUAGUGAAUACAUUGGUUAGAGUAGACCUCCAUAGGAUGACUGACGUCUGUGCCAGCUAGGCUAGCUACGCAAUGCCAUCCGUUUUAGCAGCUUAUAUUUAGCAUGUGUAUUGGUGGGUGAUGGUUGCAAAACAUGUACUGUAAUCAGAAGA